GUUGUCUUGUGGAAAUGAAGGUUUAAAGAGAAGUCAUUUAUCACAGUAGAAGAUGGGCUCGAACAGCAGCAGAAUCAGUGAUCUUCCGAAAAAUGAGUACUUAAAAAAGCUCUCAGGAACAGAGUCUGUCUCUGAGAAUGAUCCAUUCUGGAAUCAGCUUCUCUCAUUUUCUUUCCCUGCGCCUACCAGCAGUAAUGAGUUGAAGCUUUUGGAGGAGGCAACUAUUUCGAUCUGCAGAUCUUUAGUUGAAAACAAUCCUCGAACAGGAAACCUUGCUGCACUAGUCAAGGUCUUCCUCUCAAGAACCAAAGAACUGAAACUCUCAGCGGAAUGCGCAAACCACAUCUUCAUUUGGCAGACACACAAUGCUUUGUUUAUUAUUUGCUGUUUGCUGAAGGUGUUCAUCUGUGAAAUGUCAGAAGAAGAAUUGCAACUUCAUUUUACUUAUGAAGAGAAAUCUCCUGGCACUUACACAGGUUCUGACUCGGAAGAUCUUUUAGAAGAAUUGUUGUGCUGUCUGAUGCAGCUGGUCACCGAUAUUCCACUCCUAGACAUCACGUACGACAUUUCCGUGGAGGCCGUCUCCACGCUGGUGGUCUUCCUCUCCUGCCAGCUCUUCCACAAGGAGGUCCUGCGCCACAGCACCAGUCACAAAUAUUUGAUGCACGGCCGAUGUCUUCCGUACACCAGCAAACUUGUGAAAACCUUACUGUAUAACUUCAUCAGACAAGAAAAGCCGCCUCCUCCAGGUGCACACGUCUUACCUCAGCAGUCAGACGCGGGAGGACUGCUUUACGGACUCGCCUCUGGAGUAGCAACUGGACUCUGGACGGUCUUCACCCUGGGCGGGGUGGGCAGCAAAGCUGCCGCCGCCCCAGAGCUGACUUCCCCGCUGGCCAACCAGAGCCUCCUGCUGCUCCUGGUGCUGGCCAACCUGACGGAUGCCGAGGACGCACCCAACCCCUACCGACAGGCUGUCAUGUCCUUUAGGAACACGCAAGACAGCAGCCCUUGCCCCUCGUCCGCCCCCCACACCUUCCAGAUCAACUUCAACAGCCUGUACACGGCGCUGUGUGAGCAGCAGGCCUCGGACCAGGCCACGCUGCUGCUCUACACCCUGCUGCACCAGAACAGCAACAUCCGCACCUACAUGCUGGCCCGCACCGACAUGGAGAACCUCGUUUUACCAAUUCUUGAGAUCCUCUAUCACGUUGAAGAAAGAAAUUCACACCAUGUGUACAUGGCGCUUAUAAUACUGUUGAUUCUUACAGAAGAUGACGGCUUCAAUAGGUCCAUUCACGAAGUGAUAUUAAAAAACAUUACUUGGUAUUCCGAACGGGUUUUAACUGAAAUUUCUCUGGGGAGUCUCCUGAUCCUAGUCGUGAUAAGAACCAUUCAGUACAACAUGACAAGGACAAGGGACAAGUACCUGCACACAAACUGCCUGGCCGCUCUGGCAAACAUGUCGGCGCAGUUCCGUUCCCUCCACCAGUAUGCUGCUCAGAGGAUCAUCAGUUAUACCUGCCGCCACUUGCGGAGAUAUGUUUAUGUGUUGGACAAACUGUAUUCCCCCCACUCUCACUGUUCUACGAGUCAGCGUUGCUUCUCGAGCCCCAGUGACAAUGGAGAGGAACUCUUGUCUUUAACUUGCUCUCACAUUCUCAGAUCCUAUGCCUCCAGUUUGUUUUCCCUGCUGUCCAAAAAACACAACAAAGUUCUGGAACAAGCCACACAGUCGUUAAGAGGUUCCUUGAGUUCCAAUGAUGUCCCUCUACCAGAUUAUGCUCAAGACCUGAACGUGAUCGAGGAAGUGAUCCGCAUGAUGCUGGAGAUCAUCAACUCCUGCCUCACCAACUCCCUCCACCACAACCCCAACCUGGUGUAUGCACUGCUCUACAAACGUGACCUCUUCGAACAGUUCCGGACCCAUCCCUCGUUCCAGGACAUCAUGCAGAAUAUCGAUCUGGUGAUCACCUUCUUCAGCUCGAGGCUGCUCCAGGCGGGGGCUGAGCUGUCGGUGGAGCGGGUCCUGGAGAUCAUCAAGCAAGGGGUGGUGGCACUGCCCAAGGACCGGCUGAAGAAGUUCCCGGAGCUGAAGUUCAAGUACGUGGAGGAGGAGCAGCCCGAGGAGUUCUUCAUCCCCUACGUGUGGUCCCUGGUGUACCACUCGGCCGUGGGCCUCUACUGGAACCCGCAGGACAUCCAGCUCUUCACCAUGGAUGCCGACUAGGCGGCCCGGGCGUCCUCAGGCCAUGCAGAUGUCUCUUCUCCCAAGAUCACUUCCAGGUGGCUGCCGUCAGGGCGGCCCCGGGCACUGCGCCCCAUAACGCUCGGGUCCCCAGCCUGGGUGCCCGUCGGCGGUGGGCAACUCAGCCCAAGUGAGGCGCAC
This is a messenger RNA of Sorex fumeus (smoky shrew), 2389 nucleotides long. RefSeq names its product dymeclin (gene DYM). The transcript is spliced from 17 exons. The record is from RefSeq and is a predicted model, not a curated record. Gene Ontology annotation, cellular component: Golgi apparatus. Gene Ontology annotation, biological process: Golgi organization. Lineage: Eukaryota; Metazoa; Chordata; Mammalia; Eulipotyphla; Soricidae. Bases 53 to 2230 code for a protein of 725 amino acids.